Messenger RNA from Rotaria sp. Silwood2, 369 nucleotides. NCBI's taxonomy places the organism in Eukaryota, Metazoa, Rotifera, Eurotatoria, Philodinida, Philodinidae. The record is from the annotation of a GenBank genome assembly.
AUGUUAGUAUCAUACAUUUUUUUUUAUCCUGCUGCAUAUUUAAGUCUUAAUAAUGCUGACAAAUAUCAGUGUGAAAAAUAUAUAAAAAUUUUAAUAUUAAAUGAUGUUUAUUCACAAAAAAAUUCUUUAAUUGAUAUUACACAAGCUGCAACAACAACUGUAGCAUUCCAAUUACAAUCAUUACUAUCACAAAACAAAUCAUUUAAAGUAUCAACAUACGAUGAUUUUAUAUCUGCAUGUGGUGAUCAAGAUUAUGCUGUAGAAAAUAUAAAAGAAAAUAGGGAACGAAUUUGUUUGAAUGAAGGACUAAAAUUUUUUAAAGCAGCAGUACAAGAAUUUAAUUCGAAAUCCAAACCAUCAACAACUUGA